GCAUACGGAAUCGUUACCGAUGGCCGAGCAUGGUACUUUGUCGAGUUUAUUAUGGAUGGCGAUAAACCAAAAAUCAGCGUGCAUUCGGAAACGCCAGCCGUUUUGGAUUGGACCGAGGAGUCGGAGGGCUUGGAAAAGGGGACAGGUAGAAUAUUGGGUCGAAUCGUUUGGCUUCUAAAAGAAGCGGAGCAGUGGGAAAAGUUAAAUAUGACAGAGAAAAGGCGGAGAAUUCCCGGUUCUGGCCAGGUUAGAUUACAUCAGCCAUCACCAGUCUCCACCAACUCGUCGUCUGAUGACCGCACGGAAUUUGGUGGCCUACCUUUACAAGUAGAAAGUUCACCGCCUGAUGGCAAAUCACCGUCUGAUGACAGGAUGAUAGUUCCCCCUUCGCACUUCCAGCAUCGUCCACCGUCUGAUGACCGGCAUGGACGUGUGGGUAAAGUCUUGUCUUUAACUUCUACUUCGACACCGAAAGACAUGACCAAAAAAAUUUCAGUAACGCAAAUAGGGAACGUCGCUGAUUUAAUUAAUCCGAAUACACGAAGCCUUCACGUUUAUUUCACAAUCGAGAAAGCAUCUUCAUGGUGCCUUCAAAAUUUCAUUGAAUACGCUGUUGAUUCCGAGAUUAACUUCGAACAGGCGGUCACACUAUUUAGAGAAAGCUUAGAUCAAUUAAACCAGCUCACAGCCACGCCCAAUCCGAUAAAAUCAUUCUGCCAUAAUUACUUAGAGUGGUUAAAGUCUCGUGCAGGAAUUACGAUUGUCCAAGAAUGCCGAAAAUAUUUCGAUGCUACCAAAUAUCAAAGACACUCAACCGUUCUCAACAACACAGUCGAGAAUACGCUAUUACUUAACUCGAAAACAGAGAUCAUUCAAGCACGAUUACAACCCUUGGAUGCUUUGCUAUCUUCAGACGCUUUACAACCUUCAGACGCUACAGAUACUUUACCACCUAAAACUCCACCACAAACUCCUCGAGAAUUAGCACAUUUAUUAAAUACACCAAACAAACGUCCAAUAGAGAAGGAAGAACUUUGGGAUUACACUGAAAAAAAUUCCGUUAUAUGUGCAUUUGCGUUAACAGCCAAAGAAUUGGAAACAAAAAUUGGCAUAGAACUCACCAAAGAAUUGUCCUCUAUGCGUGAUAGAAGUCCCGUUGUGUGGAAUUCUGCGUUAGAAGAGUAUAUAAAUACGACUCUCAAGGAAUCUGAUGAAAAGUUUAAGAAUGCAGUUAGAAAUAAGAAUUAUAAAGAUAUGGAUGAAGGUUUCCGCCUAUAUUGUGAAAAAGUUCUCACUGACUUUUACAAUCUUGUAGAUGUUGGUCCCACUUUGGAUAGAAAAAUGGGCGAGCGAAAGCAUAUAGUUUACCAAGCGACAAGGCUCUCCGAUGGGCUUGACGUUUGGCAUUUAGAAGUUGCAGGUCCUCCCGAUAAUGCACCCAAUAAACACGUUCUAGGUGAUUCAAAGAAAACAUUCCGAACAGAUAUCCUAAAUCUAAUUGCAAUAUUGCGGGAACACCUUGAUUGUGAUAUCAACCUUGCCACAAGGAUAAAGGUGUUCAGUACACUAUCAAUUAAUUCUCGAUUAACACUAUAUUCAUUAAAUAUCCUCCCCGAUGGGCGCUUCCUGUCAUGUGAACUUGCCACCGCCGUCAUUCCCUUCAGUUUUAGCGGAAGGCAUCAAUAUAAAUCAGUUCUCAGAAUGAUGUCUAUAUUCCAUGAUGAAUUAAUUAAGCAGGACGAAUUAUUAGAAGAAAUCAACGGGUCAAUACUUCGUUCUGAAAAUACAGUACGUCAAGUGUUAAAGAUAUCUAGAUUAGAGUGA
This is a messenger RNA of Ambispora leptoticha, 1824 nucleotides long. The record is from the annotation of a GenBank genome assembly. NCBI's taxonomy places the organism in Eukaryota, Fungi, Glomeromycota, Glomeromycetes, Archaeosporales, Ambisporaceae.